CUGCAGCCCACGCGGCUCUCCUGUGCACCGGCGUUCGGCUCAUGCUUCCGACAAACUCUAAUUCAGCAUACCUCCUCUUCGCGUUCAGUCGCGUUCUGGACACGAACAACAUGUGCACGCCAUGAUGUCGGCCGAGGAUUAUGGCACACGCAGCAACACUGGACAAGCUCGCCGGUGGGCUUGUCACCGCCAUCACCGGCCGGACUGAGAACGACGCCAACUACAAGCGUUCAAAAACCCAAGCGGUCAAGGGACUACGAGACAAGAGCCAUGCUCGAACGAACCAGUUCGCCAUCAGUGCCAAAUAUGAUGGUCUGCUAGAAAAAUUUGCUGUCUUGAACAGAGAGGAUCUUGCGGGUGCGCUGCAAACACGACUCGAACAACUGCCUGCUGGAUCGCAAUGGAUCCCAGAAGUGCUUUCGGUAUUCCUGGAACUUUCGGAUCGACCUACAGCCAGAACGAUCCUCAGUCAUGUAACUGUAGGCGAUGAUAGCCCAGAAACUAGUGUGCCAUUGACCUGGGAAGAAAUCAUCGCGGAGGAUCCGCUUGACGAGCCAGGCAUAUGGGAGGAUGUUGAUCGCGGCUAUCACUCGAGCGCUGAUGAACACACUGACCUCGAGGACGAAUCCGAUCAGACGGUAUCGACUGUCGCGACGUCCACUGACGAUGACCCGAGCUCCAACGCAAGACUUCAUCUCACAGUGCCACGUGAGAGCGCGGUCUCGGCAAUUCGUGAGGCACAGCAAGGCUUGCAAAGUGGGCAGUACGAUCAGCCGCACGUCGUCAGUGAGCUGACUCUGGUACGUGAGAUGCUACUCAUGCUGCAUGGCCUCCCGACAGAGCUGUUUCCAGUCGACAAGGCUACCGGCCGCGUGACCGUCUCACAAAAACUGCAGCUUGCAACAGCAAGCACCACUUCUCUCGUCCACGUUGUCACUACGACUGUCAAGAGUGCAUCGGCGCUGAAUUAUCUGCGCGCCUGGGUGAAAAGCUCGCAGUCUCUUCUAUAUGUCCGUGCAGUCCAAACUGCCACACAGAGAAUGCUGGCUAUCUUCACUUCUCGACUAGCUGCUUUAGAAAAGCGAUACAUCGACCCGAUGAUGGAUACUAUCGUGAGCAUCAACGAUACAACAACACAGGCGCAGAAUGCAGCCACCGCAUUGGUUCAGCUGUCCACCAUAGUGCAAGUGGCAGCUCUUUCUACUGGUGGCGGGCAGCAAAUUGUACUGCUAGACACUUUGUACAAUGAAGCUUGCCUUGCGCAGCUCUCUGGCGCUACAGAAACCUUCGAUGCCUUGGCCACAGUAUUUCUUGCUGGAUUGUGCGCAUAUUUGAAGCCGAUUGCUGCAUGGAUGAUGUCCGGCGAGGCAGUCGCCACCUACCACGAUGUUCCUCUGGUGGUUGCUACAAAUGAAGAUUGCGACGUCGCUCAAAUAUGGAACGGCCAAUUUACGAAGAACACCAAAGCUGAUGGCUCUGCGUUUGUGCCGAAGUGUAUCGACAUCUAUGCUGACAGACUCUUCGCGCUCGGUAAAAGCCGUGCUUUUCUGAAUCGUCUACAUCCCGGUCUGAAUGAGAUUACGAAUGAGGCAGCAGAUAUGCCCACAAUUAGUCAUCAGCAGGUCACAGACUCGCUCGUCUCGUUUUCUCAGAUCUUGGAUGACGAACUAUCAGCGUGGAUCGCCAAAGUCGGCCAUGACUGUACUCCCUUGCUCCUCAAAAGCCUCAGAGAAGAACACGGUCUGUCUUCAACCAUAUUAGGACUUCCGAUGAUCUUCUUCUCCGGCAAUGGCAUCGCCUUUCGAGAUUUCGCCGAUGCUGUGGUCAAACGCAUUGUGGUCAAAGGGGAUUCAAAAGCCUGGAACGAUCGCUUCAUGCUGGUAGAGCUGGCGCGGACUUCAAUCGGCACAUGUGGCAAUGUUGAUCCGAACUGUAUCCAAGUUGAUACACCUUCUGGUGAGGUAGGCACAAUCUCGACAUCUACUACUCGUCUUCUGAAUUCUUUCACGCUGGAAUACAUUCUCGCAUGGCCUCUUCAGAAUAUCACAGGCUACAGGACGUCCAACACGCAUGCCAAGGUCUUUUCUUUCCUGCUGCAAGUCCAUCACGCGAGCAGCCUGAUGACAAAGGGCUUCUUCAAGCUGCGGUCGGAGCAACAGCAAUCGACACUGGAUCUGGCGCUACGUCAACGAUUGUUGUGGUUCACUGACACUCUACACUUCUUCAUUGCUACUACCGCCAGCACCAUUCACCAAGACAUGGCACAAUCGAUGGAUGUAGCAUCGGAUAUUGACGCUAUGGUGUCCAUCUGGCAAGAAUACGAGACCAGACUACAGAUGAGUCUCUUAUUGUCCCCCAAGCUUGAGCCUGUGAGAGAUGCGAUCACGGGAAUUCUGGAGCUCAGCGAGACGCUUGCGAGGACAACCCGAUUCAGCAGUAUCGCUGCGCUGCAGGAUCAAUUCGAUCAAAGCUUGAAGUUCCUGGUUGCCGGAUUACGUGGGCUAAGCAGAGCUGGGGGAGAGCUGGCUUUGGAAUCACUUGCCGACAGGCUAGAAUGGACUCCUCCUUGAGAAGCGUGACGACCGCGUGCCGUACCGUUCUGCUCCCUCGCUACGGUGCCAAGGUCAGCCAUGUGAACGGGCUGCCAAAUCAGGAAGGCACAUGCGAAGCGAGACGAGGUCGCGCCAAGCACAAGACUAGGAUAUGACCAUCCACCUCGCUACCCAUCACUCCUCGCGAGCCACCGUAUUUGUUGCAUCGCACUUCGCCGAGUACACAGCAUCCACUGCUUGAGCCAGCACAUCACCUUUCUAGACCCAAUACAAGAAAG
Cercospora beticola is the source of this 2830-nucleotide messenger RNA. RefSeq lists its product as uncharacterized. Gene Ontology annotation, molecular function: gamma-tubulin binding; microtubule minus-end binding. The record is from RefSeq and is a predicted model, not a curated record. Gene Ontology annotation, biological process: mitotic cell cycle; meiotic cell cycle; microtubule nucleation. NCBI's taxonomy places the organism in Eukaryota, Fungi, Ascomycota, Dothideomycetes, Mycosphaerellales, Mycosphaerellaceae. Gene Ontology annotation, cellular component: centrosome; equatorial microtubule organizing center; spindle pole.